Molecule: messenger RNA, 8177 nt
Organism: Colias croceus (clouded yellow)
Lineage: Eukaryota; Metazoa; Arthropoda; Insecta; Lepidoptera; Pieridae
Gene: l(3)80Fj
Product: eIF-2-alpha kinase activator GCN1
Exons: 39
Coding region: 92-8140 (2682 amino acids)
Biological process (GO): cellular response to amino acid starvation; regulation of translation
Cellular component (GO): cytosol
Molecular function (GO): protein binding; protein kinase regulator activity
Source: RefSeq, a predicted model, not a curated record
GAAUUGUCAACGAUCUGUCAAAUUCUUUUUCAUGUAUGAUUUUACAAGACGUGUGCUUUUUUAUGAAAUUAAUUCUGAAUGCUUGUAAAAUAUGGCAGAUACAGAGGUUUUAAAAAAAUUGAAGGAUGUUCCAUUUAGAAUUCAGACUUCCAGUCUGAAGGAGCGGCGUGAAGUAAUUGAAGAGAUUCAGGAUGUUCUCUCCACACCAGGUAUUACAGAGCCUGCAGUGCGUUUCGUAUGUCGAGUGUUAACUUUGACACUACAUCGAUAUAGAGACUCUACAUCUCAAUCAUAUGUCAAAGGAUUAUUAGCUUAUCUCGCUACAAACCACAGGGAGUGGACGUUUAAAAAUUUUGUACCAGUUUUAGUAGAAAUUUCGGAACAAUUAAGGAAUACAGCCACAUCUAAAAAUAUAAGCCAAAGUGGAUUAUAUGCUCUACGAUGGUCAACAGUUUUAGUGGAAAAUGGUUUAAAAAGUGCAGACGAUGGUGUGGAUUUUACUCCUCUCGUAAUGUGCCAGGCUAAUUUACUUGCUGUUGUUACUGCAUAUGGUGACAAAAGGAAGAAUGAAAAUGCAUAUUCCAUGUUACACACGGCAUGGAGUAGCAUUGGUGUAGAAAAAUUAGAAAAAUGGAUUGAAGUACUUUUAUCACAAGCCCCCGACUCGGGGCCACAAAUAUGUGUGUCAUUUUCAGCAUUAUGUAGACACACAAAACAAAUAGGAAAGGAAGAUUUAAUUAUAAAGCAUAAGGCAAAAAUGUUGGAAAGUUUUACAAAAAGUCUGAUCAGUGUAAAAAUCCGCCCAAAUCCAAACUUCAUACGUAGUUGUUCAGAUCUCUUGCACCUGCUGCAACUCAGUGACAUCCAAGACACUCUCCUGCCAGCAUUGCACAAAGCCAUGUUGAGGAGCCCGGAGACCAUCAUAGAGGCAGUGGGAGAAGUUGUUGAUAAUCUAAAUAUACAGUUAGAUGAUUUGGCAGUAGAUAUAGGGAAAAGUUUAAUAGUGAAUACGCACUCGCGUGACGCGUGGACGCGCGAAGCGUGCGUGCGCGCGCUCGAGCUGGUGGCGGGGCGCUGCUCGGGACGCGAGCCCGCGAUCACGUUGCUCAAAGCAGCGUUUGCAGAGUAUCAUGGAGCGAGUGGCAAGCUCACAUCCAGUGAAGACAAGAUUGCUGUGCUUAAUGCGGUGGGCACGCUGAGCGAGGUGGCGGUGAGCGCGGAGGAGUACGGGGCGGUGUUCGAGGAAGCGGCGACACAGGUGGCGCGCGUGGUGGACGCGGAGUCGCACGAGCGCACGCUCUGCGCGGCGCUCGACGCGCUGCUGCGCUGGGCGAUGCGCCGCAAGGAGCCGCUGCCGCCCGCCGCGCUCGACAUAUACAAGAAGAACCUGUCAAGCAAGAACACGAGCCAAGCGGUGCGCAUCGCGUACGCGUCGCUGGUGUCGCGGCUGGUGGUGCGCGGCGGGGCGGCCCCACAGCACGCGCACCAGCUGCGGCCCUCGCUGCUUGCGGCGGUCGAGAAAGCGCUGCAGCAGCCGUUACAGCACCAAAUAGUGAGCGAGGGCGUGUGCGCAAUGGUGACGCUGGUGAAGUUGGACACAGCGCGGGAGCUGCCCUCGCGCGGCGCCGUGUGGCACGCGCUCGUGCACGCCGACAAGCACGUGCUGCUGCACGGCCGCCUGCUGGCCGCCGCGCAUGACGACGUCCUAAUACAGGUGGUGUUGCUAUGCAGAACAGUGUUGGAAAACUACCAAAUUGUUGCCAGCGAUAGGAAUUCCCCAGUCUACAGGGCUUUUAUACACGUCCUGUUGUCGCCUGUGAAGGCAGUUCGAACAGUCGCCUUGCAAGAGGUGAAGGAACUGCUUGCUUCGGAAGACAGAGCUUUAAUGGCCAGAUAUUUAGUGCUGAAAUUGAAUGAAGUGCUCGAGGAGGGCAAGAUAUUCAAUGUGAAAGAGAAGACGCCGCCGGAGGAGAAGGGAGAAGUUACGGGGAAGAUGAUACUGGACUGUGUUCAAUCUUUGUGUUCAUAUAGAGGAUACCCGUCCGAAGACGCCGAGAAGCUGGCAAUAGACGCGUUGCCAAGUUGCCACCAGCCGCUCGCGGCGGCGCUCAGCAAACGCGCCUGGAUCAAACUCGUGGGCUACAUGAAAUUGGAGCCCAGGAAAUUAGUUGCUGUUUACUCGAAUAACUUGAAGAACACGUACAUCAAUGGAUAUGUUCCUACUGAGACGAUGUCAAACGUGGUUUCCACAUUGUCUUGGUGUGGGCCAGCGUUAGCCAGCGCGGCGUUGUCAGUGGCGCUGACCACGCUCGCUGACCCAGCUUUGCUGAGAGUUACUAGGGACGAGUACUUCACGUACCUCACGCCUCCGACUGACCUGUAUGAUAAGAGCGUGGUGCCCGGCAAUGAAGACAGCAAAGAGAUGAACCUAAAACGCGAAAGCAAAGCGUACAGUUACAAGGAACAGCUCGAAGAGUUACAAUUACGUCGGGAGAUCGAAGAAAAGAAGCGCAAAGAGGGCAAAGUGAAGGAGGUGCCGCUCAGCGCUAAGCAGAAGGAGGCUAUCAAGGUGCAGAUGGCGAAGGAGGCGGCGAUUAGAGAGAGACUGACUGCGUUGAACACGCGCGUAGUAUCGGCGGUGCGUCUGGCCAGCGCGGUGCAAGCGGGGUCCGCUAGUGCGGUGCGUGCGGGCGCGCGGCGCGCGGUGGCGGCGCUGCUGGACGCACUGCGCUCGCCGCUCGCCGCGCCGAGACUCGUGCACGCGCUGCUUGCGUUGCGCCCUGCGUUACUGCCGCAACACGCUGCGUUGGGCGAUCACGUCGCGAGGGUUACUAUCAGAUUACACAAACCGCAAUGCGACCUGGACCCGAGCUGGGAAGAAGAAGACCUGGACAAAGCCACAGCCCGCACUAUCAACAUGGUGAGCGAGGCGACGGGUGCGAAGACGGACGGCGCUUCGCACAAAACCGCACACUUUACUGCGCCCGGCUUCUGCUACGUUUUCCCGCUACUGCAGAAAGGUCUAACCUGCACAGCAGCUCGCACGAACGAAGCGAUGGUGGUGAACGGUCUCUCGGUGAUCACCCAGCACGCGGCGCUGCGUGGGGACACCACCAGUGAUGGUGACGCCGCGCAGGACAUGCUGUACCCCACGCUGUUCCCUAUUGACCAGAUGUUCAGGCUGCUUAUAGAUCUUAUUGGGUCGAGUAGCGGUCGCGUAGCUGCGGCGUGUACGGUGGCACUGCUAGAAACAGCGCAGUGUGCUGCGCGUGCGCCGCUCUCACGGGAUGACGUCACUUGCCUGCUUGCUGCUCUGCAGAGCCCCGCUGAGGUGGUUCGUGAUGCGGGAUUACGCGCUUUGGGUUGCGUGUCUGACCGCUUGCCGCCAUUCUUUGAAGAUGAAGAUUUUGCACUUGAACUUACAAAGAGACUGUAUAUUGCCACAUUUGAUAUCUCUGAAGAUAAUAAGAAGCUAGCGGAGGAGCUGUGGGACCGCUUGCCGGCGGCGGACACGCUGGUGCAGCACGGCGAGCUGGAGAUGAUGAGCGUGCUGCUGGACGAGAUCCAGCACCCGUCGGAGCCCGUGCAGCGAGCAGCAGCUGCAGCACUAGCUGCUCUAGUGCCGCGCGCCGCCCGCCCAGAUGCUGCUGCCGCGGAGCUAUUGCAGCGCCUGCACCACGUGUACGACGACAAGCUACCCUUAAUCCCGGCGAAGCUGGACCAGUUCGGGCACGAGACGGAAGCGGCAGUGGACAACUGGGGCAGCCGGCGCGGCGUGGCCCUCGCCCUGCGAGCGCUCGCCCCCUGCCUCCGCGCUGACGUCGUCUCCGAAGCCAUGAGCUUCUUUGUCCAAAAAUCCCUCGGCGAUAGAAACGAAACGGUCCGCUCCGACAUGCUCAACGCUGCAAUGGCCGUGGUGGAACUGCAUGGAAAGGAAACUAUAAGCACACAGUUACCUGUGUUCGAGAAGUUCCUGGAUAACGCGCCCAAGUCUGGAGGAUACGAUGAUGUGCGGCAAAGUGUGGUGCUGCUCGUGGGGUCGCUGGCGAGGCACUUGGAACCAACGGACGCGAGGGUCAAGCCCAUCACGUUGAGGCUCGUCUCUGCACUAUCUACGCCUAGUCAACAGGUACAAGAAGCAGUGAGCAAUUGUCUUCCGCACUUGGUGACGUCACCAGCGUUGGAGGGCGAAAUACCCGCAAUCAUGAACAAGCUUAUGAAACAGCUGCUGACCGCUGAGAAAUAUGGUGACAGGAAAGGCGCUGCGUAUGGUAUAGCUGGUAUUAUAAAAGGAUUGGGAAUUUUGUCGCUAAAACAACUCGACGUCAUGGGAAAACUCACUGAAGCUAUACAAGAGAAGAAGAAUUUCAAGUACCGAGAGGGCGCGCUGUUCGGUUUCGAGAUGCUGUGCUACAAGCUGGGGCGGCUGUUCGAGCCGUACAUCGUGCACGUGCUGCCGCACCUGCUGCUCUGCUUCGGCGACAGCUCGCAGUACGUGCGCGCGGCGGCCGACGACACGGCCAAGCUGAUCAUGAGCAAGCUGUCCGCGCACGGCGUCAAGCUGGUGCUGCCCGCGCUGCUGCAGGCGCUGCACGACGACAACUGGCGCACCAAGGCCGGAUCCAUCGAGCUGCUCGGCGCAAUGGCGUACUGCGCGCCAAAACAACUAUCCUCCUGCCUCCCGUCCAUCGUGCCCAAACUGAUCGAGGUGUUGAGCGACUCGCACAUGCGCGUGCAGCACGCGGCCGCUGAGGCGCUCAAAGUUAUCGGCUCCGUUAUACGGAACCCGGAGAUUCAAGCGAUCGUACCAGUGCUACUCCAAGCGCUACAAGACCCCUCAAACAAGACGUCCGCCUGCCUCCAAACACUAUUGGACACGAAGUUCGUGCACUUCAUCGACGCUCCAUCCCUUGCGCUGAUCAUGCCGGUGGUGCAGCGGGCCUUCCUCGACAGAAGCACGGAGACCAGGAAGAUGGCUGCCCAGAUUAUUGGCAAUAUGUACUCGCUGACUGACCAGAAGGAUCUGAUGCCGUACCUGCCCAACAUCAUACCGGGGCUGAAGAGCUCGUUGCUGGAUCCUGUGCCUGAGGUCCGGUCCGUAUCGGCGCGCGCACUGGGUGCGAUGGUGAAGGGCAUGGGCGAGAGCAGCUUCGAGGAGCUGCUGCCGUGGCUGAUGCACACGCUCACGUCGGAGUCCAGCAGCGUGGACCGCUCGGGCGCCGCGCAGGGGCUCUCCGAGGUGGUCGCCGGCCUGGGCGUGCACAAGCUGCAUAAGAUCAUGCCUGAUAUAAUAGCAACAGCCGAGCGCACGGACAUAGCGCCGCACGUAAAGGACGGUUACAUCAUGAUGUUCAUCUACAUGCCGGGCGCGUUCACCGACGAGUUCACCCCCUACAUCGGCCAGAUCAUCAACCCCAUACUCAAAGCACUCGCUGACGAGAACGAAUACGUGCGAGAAACCGCCCUGAAGGCGGGACAAAGAAUUGUCAACCUAUACGCAGAAUCUGCCAUCACUUUACUGCUACCAGAAUUAGAAAACGGACUCUUUGACGACAAUUGGAGAAUCCGAUACAGUUCGGUCCAACUUCUGGGUGAUCUGCUGUACCGUAUUUCUGGAGUGUCCGGUAAAAUGAGCACGGAAACAGCAUCAGAAGAUGACAACUUUGGUACUGAGCAGUCGCACAAAGCCAUCAUUAAUGCCCUGGGACCAGAUAGAAGGAACAGAGUAUUGGCUGGGUUGUAUAUGGGUAGGAGUGAUGUGGCGCUCAUGGUGAGACAGGCCGCGCUGCACGUGUGGAAGGUGGUAGUAACAAAUACUCCGAAGACGCUGCGCGAGAUUUUACCAACGCUGUUCAGUUUAUUGCUGGGCUGCUUGGCUUCCACCAGUUAUGACAAACGGCAGGUCGCUGCCAGGACACUUGGUGACUUGGUCAGAAAGCUAGGAGAGCGCGUGUUGCCCGAAAUAGUUCCAAUCCUAGAACGUGGUCUACGUUCAGAUCGCGCCGACCAGCGCCAAGGAGUGUGCAUUGGUUUGGGAGAAAUCCUUGCUUCUACAUCUAGAGAUGCUGUGCUCAGUUUUGCUGAUGGAUUGGUGCCGACAGUGCGCACGGCGCUGUGCGACGAGCUGCCCGAGGUGCGCAUGGCGGCGGCGCGCACGUUCGACAGCCUGCACGCGACCAUCGGCAACAAGGCGCUGGACGACAUCCUGCCGCCCAUGCUGGACGCGCUGCACCACCCCGACCCGGCCGUCGCGGACGCCACGCUGGACGGGCUGCGGCAGAUAAUGGCGAUCAAAUCUCGCGCCGUUUUACCCUACCUGGUCCCCGUACUGACGGGUACCGGCGCAGGCGCGACAGUGGACACGCGCGCGCUGUCCGCGCUGGCGGCGGCGGCCGGCAACGCGCUGGCCCGCCACCUGCCGCGCGUGCUGCCCGCGCUGCUGGCCGCGCUGCGGGCGGCCAGGGGCGGCCCGCACGAGGCCCGCGAGCUGGACUACUGCAGGGACGCGCUGCUGCCCGUCACGGAUGAUGCGGGCGUGCGAUGCAUAAUCGACACUUUGCUGGAGUGCGUGCGCACGCAGACGGGGUGCGCGCGGCGCGCGGGCGCGGCGCUGCUGUGCGCGUUCGUGACGCACACGCGCGCCGAGCUGGCGCCGCACGUGGGCGUGCUGCUGCGCGGCCUGCUGCUGCUGUUCGGCGAGCGCGAGCGCGACGUGCUGCAGAUGGCGUGGGAGGCGCUGGCCGCGCUCACGCGCACGCUGGACGCCGAGCGCCAGCUCGCGCACGUGGCCGACGUGCGCCAGGCCGUGCGCUACGCCGCCGCCGACCUCAAGGGCGACCUGCUGCCCGGCUUCUGUCUGCCCAAGGGUAUCGCACCAAUCCUACCACUAUUCCGAGAAGCCAUAUUAAAUGGAUUGCCUGAAGACAAAGAGAACGCCGCUCUCAUGUUGGGAGAAGUGAUCAAACUCACAUCGGCGCAGGCGCUCCAGCCCUCGGUGGUGCACAUCACGGGUCCACUCAUCAGGAUCCUGGGAGACAGAUUUAACUCUAGUGUCAAAGCGGCUGUGCUGGAAACACUUGCACUAUUAUUGGCUAAGGUGGGCGUGAUGCUGAAGCAGUUCCUGCCGCAGCUGCAGACGACGUUCCUGAAGGCGCUGCACGACAGCUCGCGCGCCGUGCGGCUCCGCGCGGGCGCGGCGCUGGCGCAGCUCGUGCUCAUCCACACGCGCGCCGACCCGCUCUUCGUCGAGAUGCACAACGGCGUCAAGGCGGCCGACGAGCCCGCCGUGCGCGAGACCAUGCUGCAGGCGCUGCGCAGCGUCAUCACCGGCGGUGGAGAGAAGAUGUCGGAACAGUUGGCCCUGAGCGUGCUGAGCACACUGACGAGCCCGGCGCUGCUGGCGCACCCGGACGACCCGCCGCGCGGCGCCGUGGGCGGCUGCCUGGGCGCGCUGCUGCACUGCCUGCCGCCCGCGCACCGCGACGCCGCGCUGCUGCACCACGUGCUGCACGCCGCGCAGCACGCACCGCCCGACGACUGGCUGCUGCAGCACGGCCGCUCCUGCGCGCUCUUCGUCGCGCUCAAGGAGACGCCCGCAGCAGUCUACCGCGACCACUUCGAGGAGAAGGUCGACAAGGCGCUGCUCGGCUACCUCGCCAGCGACAAGACGCCCAUCGCCUGCAACGGCAUCCGCGGCAUGGGCUACCUCAUGAAGUACCUCCUCGACCAGGACAGACCCAUUCCACAGAACAUUAUGUCACAAUUUGUUAGGAGCAUGAACCACAACAGCAACGAAGUGAAGCAGCUGAUGGCACGCGCGGCGGCGUCGCUGGGCGGCGCUCUGCGGGCCGACGGGCCGGCGGGCGGCGGGCCGGCUGGCGGGCCGGCCGACCUGCUGCGCGCGCUGCUGCCCGCGCUCGUCAACGGCACCAAGGAGAAGAACACGCUCGUGCGCGCCAACGCCGAGCUGGCGCUGCGCGCGCUGCUGCGCCUGCCGCACGACCCGCAGCAUCAACAGCAAUGCAUGGCGCUGCUGGACGAGGGCGGGCGCGAGGCGCUGGCGGACGUGGUGGCGCGGCUGCUGCGGCGCGCCGUGGCCGAGGGCCGCGAGGAGGAGCUCGACUGCACGCUGCUCACCUGAACACCGCACACUGCCGACAAUAUAUCUUUAUUAUUCA